AACUACUGACACCCCUCCAAUCCACGUGGACGCUUCCUCGGCGCCACUCGUCCUUAGAGAAGGCACGCUGCUCGCGCAGGACACUGGCGGUGACCGGAACUUUUGACAGCAACUACACAACGAGGAGAGAGGAAGAAAGGUCCAAGCAAAACCCAGAGACCGAGAACCCCAGCGCCCUGCGGUCUCCUUGUCUCCUUCCAUAUAUAUACGCCCUGAGAGAGAAGGAAGAGAAGAGGACGCCUAGCUCUCUGCCUUCUCUCGAUUGUGUAGUAGAGGCUGCUUUUGCUGUCGUCGUCGUCGUCGCCGGCCAUCGAGCGAGCGAGCGAGAUAUGCAGCAGCAUCUCAUGCAGAUGCAGCCGAUGAUGGCUGCAUAUGCGUCCCCCAACCAAGUCACCACAGAUAUCAUCCAGCAGUACUUGGAUGAGAAUAAGCAGUUGAUUCUAGCGAUUCUGGACAACCAAAGUGCUGGAAAAGCUGAUGAAUGUGCUGAGAACCAAGCUAAACUUCAAAGGAAUUUGAUGUACCUUGCGGCGAUUGCAGAUAGUCAACAACAAGCGCCGACGAUUGCUCAGUUUCCCCCCAAUACUGUCAUGCAAUCGGGCCCUCGUUACAUGCAACACCCACAAGCUCAGCAGAUGACUCCUCAAUCUCUCAUGGCGGCUCGAUCCUCCAUGCUAUACGGUCAGUCACCAAUCUCCACUCUGCAGCAGCAGCAGCAGCAAGUGGCACUGCAUAGCCAGCUCGGCGUGAGCUCUGGUGGCUGCAGCAGUGGAUUCAACAUGCUUCACGGAGAGUCUGGCAUUGGAUCUAACACACUGGCUGGCGGUGUGUUUUCUGAUUUCGGCCGUGGCAGUUCAAUGAAGCAAGACGCCAGCAAUGCAUUAUCCAACGAAGGACGCGGAAGCAACAACUCCGGAAGACAAAGUGGAGACGGCACAGAAACUGUUUACAUGAAGGGAUCAGAGGAGGAAGGGAACUAGGGAGUUACUGAUGAUAUGGAAUGCCUUUCUGCCAACUUUUUUUUUUCCUUUAACAAAUGUGGACUUUUAUGAAUGCCAUCUCUAUAUGUUUGGGUUCUUGUGGUGGUGGUGGUGGUGGUGGUGGUGAUGGCAUUGGGAUGUGAUGUUGAUGAUGAGGUGAAUCCUCGCCAGUGUGUUCAGUUUGUUCCAUGAUCAGAUCAGAUGUAUUAUUAUUAUCAGUAUGCUGAAGAACUUAAUGUUAAGCUCUGAAGACCUUAUGCUCAGUUAACUUGUGAUCUCUCAUGCCAAA
This is a messenger RNA of Zingiber officinale, 1269 nucleotides long. Its product is annotated as GRF-interacting factor 1-like. Gene Ontology annotation, cellular component: nucleus. The record is from RefSeq and is a predicted model, not a curated record. Bases 330 to 980 code for a protein of 216 amino acids. The transcript is spliced from 4 exons. Gene Ontology annotation, molecular function: transcription coactivator activity. Gene Ontology annotation, biological process: cell population proliferation; positive regulation of transcription by RNA polymerase II; leaf development. Lineage: Eukaryota; Viridiplantae; Streptophyta; Magnoliopsida; Zingiberales; Zingiberaceae.